This is a messenger RNA of Arvicola amphibius (Eurasian water vole), 1079 nucleotides long. RefSeq names its product mitochondrial ribosomal protein L1 (gene Mrpl1). Gene Ontology annotation, biological process: translation. Bases 78 to 1052 code for a protein of 324 amino acids. Gene Ontology annotation, molecular function: RNA binding; structural constituent of ribosome. NCBI's taxonomy places the organism in Eukaryota, Metazoa, Chordata, Mammalia, Rodentia, Cricetidae. Gene Ontology annotation, cellular component: large ribosomal subunit; mitochondrion. The record is from RefSeq and is a predicted model, not a curated record. The transcript has 9 exons.
CCAGCGGAACCUUUGUCGCUUGUCGGUGCAGUUGAACCGCGGGACCAAUUUCGUCAACACAAUCCGGAAUAGUCAACAUGGCGGCCGCCAUACGCUGCCUCAGUAGAGCCUUGAUACAACAUCAAAGGCAUUGUCUUUCCAAGACAGCUUACAAGGCCCCUCCUUACCUUUGCUCUGUGAAUAUUCUCUGGACCCACAGACAUUUUGCUGCUGCUGCUACAAAGCCAGCAAGGAAAAUUAAGAAAGAAGGAAAAGACAAGCAAAAGGUGUCAGAUGAAAAUUCAGAUGAUAUAGAAAAAAUAAAGUCAUAUACAUAUAUGGAAAGUGAACCUGAAGAUGAUGUCUAUUUAAAACGCUUGUACCCAAGGCGGAUCUAUGAGGUGGAGAAAGCUAUUGACUUACUUAAGAAGUUUCAGGUUCUGGACUUCACAAAUCCAAAGCAAGGCGUCUACCUUGAUUUAACAUUAGAUAUGACAUUGGGGAAAAAGAAAAAAGUGGAGCCAUUUGCCAGUGUUAUUAGUUUGCCGUACCCUUUUGCUUCAGAAGUCAACAAAGUUGCUGUGUUUACAGGGAAUGCAUCAGAGAUUAAAAUAGCAGAAGAGAAUGGAGCUGUGUUUGCAGGCGGAGCAGAUCUGGUUAAGAAGAUCUUGGAUGAUGAGGUUGUUGUGGACUUUUAUGUAGCUGUUCCAGAAAUAAUGACUGAGCUUAACCCAUUAAGGAAGAAACUGAAGAAAAGAUUUCCAAAGGCUACUAGAAAUUCCAUUGGUCGUGACAUCCCAAAAAUGGUUGAAUUAUUUAAAACUGGACAUGAAAUUAUGGUAGAUGAAGAAAGGCAGAACUUUCUCAGCACCAAAAUAGCAACAUUGGAUAUGCCAAGUGAUCAGUUAACUGCCAAUCUUCAAGCGGUUAUAAAUGAAGUCUGUAGGCACAGACCACUAGAUCUGGGUCCCUUUGUGGUGCGUGCCUUCCUUCGUAGUUCAACCAGUGAAGGUUUGCUGCUGAAGACUGAUUCACUGUUGCCCAAAGAAGUUGAAACCAAAGAAGCUACCUAAAAGUGUUGUAUUGGGAAAUUAUUGGUG